GUCAGUUAGUACUUUAUUGCUCUUCGCGAGGACAAACGUGUCAACAAUUUAAACGUUGAAGUAGUACUUCUACACCAUAAUGUUUUUCCUUUUAUUAUUGUUUCUGUGCUCACUUUUGGCAAUAUUCAUAUUAAAAAAUAAAAACAGUGACUAUUGGAAGAAAAGAAAUGUAGUUCAAGUCAGUGGAUUACUCUCGAAAUUCUAUUUUGGGAAUGUAUCUUUACCUGAAGUCUACAAGAAAGUGUACGAUGACUAUCCCGGAGAACCUUACGUUGGUAUUUUCCUUGGAAUGAGGCCAGCGUUGCUGAUACGAGACGUAGAAAACGUACAAGCAGUAAUGGCAGGAGAAUUCCAAAGUUUUUAUAAGCGAGGAAUCACGCUAAACCCGCAAGAUGUCCUAGCUGACAAUGUUCUGUUCAUAGACGAGUUCGGACGCUGGAAAAUUCUGAGACACAAACUCUCUCCUAUUUUCACGAGCUCGAAGCUAAAGAACAUGUUUUAUAUUCUUGAAAGAUGCGGUCGAGACUUCGUAGAACGGAUCAAACAGGACCCGAAAAAUGUGGAUAAUCCUUUCGAGGCAUUGUAUUCGUAUACUACUGCAUCCAUAGCCGCAUCAGUAUUUGGUAUUGAUGCUCAAGUCAAAAACACGAUGGAUUCUCCACUUUUGGAUAUGGUAAAGAAAGCUAUAGCUCCAACUUUGAAGUCUAACCUCAUAUUUGCUAUAGCUAAUAUAUCCCCGCGUUUGUUACAAGUUUUUAACUUGAAAUCUUUUGGCGAUUACGAAGAGUUCUUUGUUGGUGUUGUGAGGAAAGUUAUUGAAAAUAGAAGAAAUGAAAAACAAAGACGACACGAUUUCAUUGAUAUAUGCUUGGAGCUACAAGAUCAGGGGAUGAUGAAAGAUUUUACAACGGGAUAUGAAUUGGAACCAUCUGUUGAAGUAUUGGCGGCUCAAGCGUUUUUUUUCUUUGUAGCUGGUGCUGAUACUUCAGCCAAUACAAUGCAUUUCACUUUACUGGAACUGUCAAACAACCCGAACAUUUUAAAAAAGGUCCACAAUGAAAUCGAUGAGGUAUUUGAUAAGUGUGAUGAGAAGUUGACGUAUAGCGAUGUUUAUGAAAAGUUUCCAUAUUUAGACAAAGUAGUCAAAGAGGCUUUGAGAAAAUUUCCCCCAAUUGGUAUGAUUCAACGCAAGUGCACGAAGGAUACAAUACUGCCUGUUGGUGGAGUGAGAGUCGAUAAAGAUUGUACCAUUGUAUUGCCAGUGUAUGCUAUACAUAGAGAUGAGAAUUAUUAUCCAAAUCCUGAUGUAUUUGAUCCAGACAGAUUUUCGCCCGAAAAUGAAGCUGAAAUACCAAACUACGCUUAUUUGCCCUUUGGUGAGGGGAAUCGCAUCUGUUUAGGUAUGAGACUUGCGCGUUUGCAGGUGAAAGUUGGACUGGCUUGGUUACUCAGACGUUACACACUGGUCCCGCAGUCUGUGGUCCCGGAGCAUUUUGAACCUAGUGUCUUCGCGUUAAGGGCCUCCAAAUAUCGUUAUGAUUUAGUUCCCAGAUCAACUAAUUAACGUGCUUAGGGAAAAUGGACAGGAUGACGACCCGGUGGUGUAAUGGUUAACACGCUCGCUAGUUUGACAAGCGCUGCGGGUUCAAGUUCAAGUCAGAUUUUUAAAAUUUUUAAGUUAUAGUUUUAGAUAAAUGCAAUAAAAAAUGUAAAACACAGUUGUGUACUAUAUGAUUAGCUAAUAACUAGUAACCCGCUAUGUGCGAGGAUCUUUUUUAAUAAGAUUGGCUAUAUAAGCCACAUUGAAGCAGUCGCCGUAGCAGAAAUCGGCUGGAUCACAUCAUAAUCAUCAACUUGUAACAUAUUAAACAAAUUAAAUCACAAUGAAAUACAUGAAAAAGAAAAAUAAAGAAAAUUUAAAGUAAUACAAAUAAAAACAAACAAAUAAAAGAAAGGAUGCAGGUCGUGUCGUAUCAGGAAAUGAAGGAUUUGGUGGAAAAAAAAGGAAUGACGAUUACUCCUACGAUAAGCGCGCAGCUCUUAAAUGAUGAGAGAGAAUGUAAUACAAAAGAUAUAAAUUCUGUUUUGGGUAUUAAUAAAAAAUACUGUAAGUACACAUAAAAUAAUAAAUUAGCUGGUACUAUGUAAAUAAAAAGGACACAGUGUAAAGGAAACUAUUGCAGGUGCAGUGUGCCAUCAUUUUUAUUUAAUGCCUACUGUUUCUGAAUAAUUAUUUAUUAUUUUCCUGUUACUCGUAAUGGCAGGUAAAUGAAUGAGUUCAAAUAAACGAUCAAAUUAAAUGA
Pectinophora gossypiella (pink bollworm) is the source of this 2303-nucleotide messenger RNA. It is a transcript of the gene Cyp337a1, whose product is annotated as cytochrome P450 6B5-like. NCBI's taxonomy places the organism in Eukaryota, Metazoa, Arthropoda, Insecta, Lepidoptera, Gelechiidae. Bases 80 to 1564 code for a protein of 494 amino acids. The record is from RefSeq and is a predicted model, not a curated record. Gene Ontology annotation, molecular function: heme binding; iron ion binding; monooxygenase activity. The transcript has 2 exons.